Molecule: messenger RNA, 9132 nt
Organism: Haliotis rufescens (red abalone)
Lineage: Eukaryota; Metazoa; Mollusca; Gastropoda; Lepetellida; Haliotidae
Product: helicase ARIP4-like
Exons: 22
Coding region: 343-6279 (1978 amino acids)
Cellular component (GO): nucleus
Molecular function (GO): ATP-dependent chromatin remodeler activity; ATP binding; ATP hydrolysis activity
Source: RefSeq, a predicted model, not a curated record
GUCUUUUGUCCCUUCGUCAUUUACCGGAAGUUUUCCUUGGGUCAGUGGAGAGAUUCUCCGGACUAUUUUAAUUCAUUUUGAUAUUUCUUCUGGUACAUUAUCAAAACGGGUCUAUUGUAUACUGUGUUUCGCGAAAUUGAUGUUUGGUAUACAUUCAAAAAGAAAACGUGCGAUGUGAUGGAUUUGAAACACCGACAAUUUGCCAAUCAAAGUGGGAACUAGCAGGUCACUGACAUCUUCAUGCAAAUGGGUUGAGGAUAUUCUCAAAGGCCCAUGUUUGUUGUGAUGUAUGGAAGAAGCAGCAGUGUUUUGUGUUGAAGUUCGUCAUAUCGCCAGGUCAUAAUGUCAGGUGAAAGUACAACAGAAAACAUUCCACUUCAGCCGAGUACAUUAUCAAAAGUGUUAUCAGAGGAACUGUCCCUGGAUUCAUACUUAGAUGCGCAGACUAUAGAAAAAGAUGUGCAGCUUGACGAGGACAGCAGCGACCUAACCAAUCUAGAAAAACUACCUGAUGUUGUUGAUGAUGCUAUAACAGCGGCUGUAGAGGCAGCGGAGAAUGUCCAGGCUGCUGAAAACGAUGAAGUUGAAAGUAUAAACUUGCAGGAGUCGGAUCUGAAUCUCCCGGAUGCAGAACAGUUAAAUAUACCAGAGGAUGAGCUAGGAUUGCCUGAUGAUGAUGAUGAGGAGGAGGAGGAUGGAGGGAGUGAAGCUUCAGACGAAGAAUCAGAAGAGGAGUCAGAUGAAGAAGAUGAUGAAGAAGAAGAAGAGGAGGAGGAAGAAGAAGAAGAGGAAGAGGCUACUGAAAUAGAGCCUCCACCUGAUUUAACUAGCAUCAUUGAUGGUCCUGAACCAGUUGCCAUGGAUACGGACCUGGCAGCAGCUCUGCCGAAUGACCUUGAAACUGUGCCGAUGGAGAGUGUUCCAAGCACGAGUGAGGUGAAGGAGAAAACCGCAAAGAAGGGGAAGAAGAGGAAGAAAAAAACAAAAGGAGAAAAGAAAGCUAAGAAGGCGAAAAGGAAAUCUGGAUUUAGGAGAAAAAAUAUCAGGUCUAUUAUCAAAGAAGAUGAACUGGAUGCAGAGACUCUGGCCGCCCAGAAUGAGGAGUUUGAGAGGAAGAAGCGUCUCCAGGAGAUCCAGAAGACUCUGCUAGCCAAGGCCCAGGGUCAGAAGGCCGAGGAGAAGGACAAGGACUCCCAGCUGAAGUCACUACUACAAGCUGCGGAGGAGGAAGCCACCAAGAAUGACGAAGUUGUGAUCCUGGACGAGGAGGACAAGAAGUCCGAGCCAGAGAAGGAGAAAGAUGUGAUCGACAUCAGUUCGGACGAGGACUGUAUGGUGGUGGAGGACAAGGAGGAGGAGGGCGAGGCAGAGGAGGAGGACAUGAACAAUGGAGGAGGACACAUCGAUGAUGAACUCAACUGUGCGGACGAACAGGGUCGUGUUCAGGUCAACAUCGGACAUCCCAACACUGACCCUGACAUCUUCCUCUCACACAAGAUUGCCAAAAACAUCAAGCCCCAUCAGAUCGGCGGUGUGAGGUUCCUGUACGACAACCUGGUGGAGUCCCUGGACAGAUACAGCAGCAGCAGUGGUUUCGGCUGCAUCCUCGCUCACAGCAUGGGGCUGGGCAAAACUAUCCAGAUGAUUGGAUUUAUUGACAUAUUCCUGCGCAACACCAGUGCUAAGACUGCCCUGUGCAUAGUGCCUAUCAACACACUGCAGAACUGGAUGAGUGAGUUCAAUCACUGGGUACCGAUCGAGGCGGUGCCAGAGUUCCCAGGCAUGGUGCCACGACCGUACAAAGUCUACUUGAUGAAUGACAACUACAAGACGAUGGUAGCAAGGGCUAAAUUGCUUGGUGAGUGGUCGGAAACUGGAGGAGUGCUACUGAUGGGCUACGAGAUGUAUCGCCUCCUCUCCUCGAGGAGAUCCAUUCCCGCUAAACCAAAGAAAUCCAGGAAAACCACAAACUCCUCCCAGUCACAGGAGCCCGAAGUGAUCGACGUCGACGAGGAGGAUAAAAAUAAAUUAUUAAUGACAGAUAUGUUUUCAUCGCUGGUCAACCCAGGUCCUGAUGUAGUGGUGUGCGACGAGGGACAUCGGAUCAAGAACAGCCACACAGGAAUCUCUCAUUCACUGAAGAACAUCCGCACAAGGCGGAGAGUGGUGCUGACGGGGUACCCGCUGCAGAACAACCUGAUGGAGUACUGGUGCAUGGUGGACUUUGUCAGGCCCAACUUUCUCGGCACCAAGACAGAGUUCUCCAACAUGUUUGAGCGGCCAAUAAUGAACGGCCAGUGUUCUGACAGUACGCUCAGUGACAUCAAGCUGAUGAGACACCGAGCCUACGUGCUGCACAGCUUGCUGGGGGGAUUUGUCCAGAGGCGUGGACACACAGUAUUACAGCAUGCACUGCCGCCAAAGUACGAGCAUGUGUUCCUCAUCAGAAUGUCUCCCUUACAACGCAAGCUCUACAACGAGUUCAUGAACACCAUCCAGGACUCAAGUGGUGAUGGCCCCUUCGCCACGAUGAACGCUCUCAAGGCCUUCGCCGUCUGCUGCAAGAUCUGGAACCACCCGGACAUUCUCUACAAGCUGGUCAGUCAUCAGAAGAAUGAAGCUGCUCCAGAGAGUGACCUUGACAUUGAUCCAGAGGGAGGGGCAAAGAAGAAAAAGGCCAAUCAAAAGGCAUCCGAUUCUGAAAAGAAUGUCAUCAGCUAUGAUUGGGCCCAUGACUUGAUGAAGGACUACAAGCCAGGGCUUAUCGAGAAUGGUGGCAAGAUGGCCAUACUCUUCUCCAUGAUCGAGCAGACGCUUGCGAUGGGGGAAAAGAUGCUGAUCUUCAGUCAGAGCCUCUUCACGCUGAACCUGAUCGAGGACCUGCUGUCCCAGGUGGAUGUGCAACGACCUGACAUGCAGGAGAAGUGGGCUCGGAACAAGUCUUACUUCCGCUUGGACGGGAGUACGCCGGGUACAGAAAGAGAGAAGCUGAUCAACCAGUUCAAUGACCCUGAGAACAAAAGAUGCUGGCUGUUCCUCCUCUCUACAAGAGCUGGUUGUCUGGGCAUUAAUUUAAUCGGCGCCAACAGAGUUGUGGUGUUGGAUGCGUCCUGGAACCCGUGCCAUGAUUGUCAGGCUGUGUGUCGAGUCUACCGUUUUGGUCAGGAUAAGAACUCGUACAUCUACCGACUGGUAACAGACAACAGUCUAGAAAAGAAGAUCUACGACAGACAGGUCACAAAGCAGGGCAUUUCAGAUCGUGUUGUGGAUGAGUUGAACCCGGAGAACCACUUCACACACAGCCAGGUCGGGAACCUGCUACAUUAUCAGGACAAGGAGUUGCCGGAUAUAGACUUCAGCAUGGCUAGGGAGACCUACAGGGACACUGUGAUAGGAAAAGUGCUAAGCAAUCAUGGCCACUGGGUGUCAAAGGAACCGUUCUCUCAUGAGUCGCUACUAAUUGACAAGAAGGAGCUGCGCCUGACGAAGAGAGAGAAACAGAUGGCGAAGGAGGCGUACGCUCGGGACAAGAAGAUGAACAUCUCCUACACACGACCAUCAUAUGCAGCAUUCUACCCUCACGGCCCCUCCAACACCCCCAUGUCAUCCAUGGGGGCGUAUAUACGACGUGUGGGCCCAUCCCGCCCUGUGGCUAGUGUGAAGCCAAUGAUCUCUACUCCGGUACCGAUGAGGUUGAAGGCAGAUGGCAAAGCACCCAUUGGUACCAUCGUGCGACCCGGGGUCACAGUUCAUCAGGUCAUCACGACGACAGAUAUUGUGUUGCCAGGCAACAACACAAACACACAAGCAGGUAUGCCUCGAAGAAUCCCUGCAGGCCAACAGGUGCUUGUUAUAAAGACUCUGAAGGGUGUAUACAUUCGAACCAGUGAUGGCAAGCUAUUCGCAGUGCGCUCCAAGACUCCGGGCAAUAUAACAGGAGGCACCAGUGUGACUGGCGUCGCAACUACCACGACAACAGGUGUCAUUACCCUCUCCACUUCCAAAGCCACUGGUGCUCCAGGAGGAAAGGCAAAGUCAACAUGCACUACAAUUGUCAUUCCCAAGACCAAGAACCUCAAUUCCAACUCACCCGCAAGUAUCAAAAUAGUGCGCCCCAACAUCUCACUCAAGUCUGGAGGGCCCCCAACCAGUGUGAUCAUGCCCCGCGGUCCUGCUGCAGGAGGCAGUGGCCAGGGGACCUCCAUGCUGGCAUCCAUCUACUCUCAGACUCAGGCCGUCAACAAGAUUCUCAACAAGUCCCAGCAACCCGGAAGUUCCAAGUCGGAACCUUUGUCAGGCCCUGACAGGUCUAGCAUGAGUGAGAUUGGAGACUCCAGUCGAGACAUGUCAGCCUCGAGUUCACCCGGACACACAUCAGACUCUCAGCCAGUGUCCGGGAGUUCCUCGCCCGCUGGAAGUAGCGACAAGGACUUGAGACUCCCGGAAUUUGGUGUGUUAGGUGUCCCGAACUCUGGUAGGUGGAGCAAGGGCGGCACUGUGUUGCAAUCUUCACCAUCUUCUUCUUCCAACUCAUCAGCUGUUGUAUCAAUGUCAUCUGUCGCUUCUCAGUCUGGUAGUUCUACUGCAGCUCUCUCUCCAGCCUCAGCCUCAGCCUCUGGCCAGCCUGCCAAGCCCAGUCCAUCUGUCACAACCUCGGUACUACCUGCUGACCAGUCUGUUGCCAAGAUGACCGGGCCAGCUCCCUCACCACCUACCCCCAGUCAGCCUACACAGAACCCGCCCUCCAUCAAACCUAGUGCUCCUCCUACCCUUCCCCCAGUAGCCACAGCAUCUGCGCCAACCCACUCGGUUCCUCCUCAGCCUGUUCCAACACAAGUUGCUGCUGCUGCAGCUCCACAUCCUCCACAGUCUACUCAGACCACUUCACCCCCAAGUACACUUCUAGACUUAGAUUCAAUUAAACCCUCAUCCACCCCCAUCACACAGCCCCACCCGUCCCAGCCUGGAUCGCAGUCGUCACCCUACCCCCAGCAUCAGCCUUCAGGCCCCCGCUCAUCCAUAAUGUCAAACAACUCACAGUCUUCCAACUUCUCCAUGUCCAACCUAGCAGGCCCAUCAUCACACCAAAUGCACUCGCAAUACGGUGGCCCGAGCAAUAUGGCAGAGUCCUCACGUCCAGAACAGUCACAGAUGCACUCGCAGUCCGCCAUGCCAACUCACAAUCAGGCACAGAAUCAAUCUUCAACCCAAUAUGCCCAAUCACAGCCCUCGACACAUCCUCCGUACACGUCUCAGGUCCAGCCACAGAGCCAAUCACAGUCCUCCAGACAGAACCCUAUGGCCCAAUCACAGUACCCGACACCGACCCCUCAGUCUCACUCCUCCCAGCCAUCGGUGCAGUCAGGGUCAAUGUUUGGUAACCCGCUGGCCCACCUGACAGCCCAGUUCGGGUCAAACCAGCAAGCGAGCGGGGUAUCCAUGUCACCUUACCUACCCAAGCCAGUGUACCCAGGCCACUCCACCACCUCACAAGAAUCUGCCUCCUCACAGCUGCCAAGCACUGACGACACCAGUAUGCCGAGCCAGCGGGGCUAUGGGGAGACUGACAGUGCCAUGAACUACAACCUCAAUAACAACACCAGCAACAACAAUCUCGGCUUCGGUGGGUCCAACAACUACUACAACAUGGGAGCCGGGAUGUCACAUCAGUUGUCAGGGUCGUCAGGGGGAGGUAACCCACAGAUGAUGCACAACCCCUACUUCCCCGGCGGAGGGAUCAGCUCCUACCCCUACCCAUCCCACAUGUCGAUGCUGGGCCAGGGGCCCGGGAUGGGCUACAGCAUGCCAUUUGGCAUGCAGAACCCCAUGUCCACGCCCAUGGCAAGCUCCAUGCCCAUGAUGGGCGGCGGGCACGGGAUGAUGGGCGGCGGGAUGGGACAAUCGCAGCAGCAGACUCCAGCAGCAUCGACACCUGCCUCAACAACUGACAACAGUCACAACUCAACUCAAGCCCCUCCCACAACCUCUAGCAACCAGUCCAAUGUUCCUCAGAUGCCCAUGCCGUUCCACCCGGGAAUGUACGGCAUGGCCCCCAACCCCCUGCCCUACCCCGGUAUGCAGUCGUUCAUGAACUCUCCUUCCAUGUACAUGCCGUACGGCAUGCCAGCGAUGAUGCCCUUCGGCCCCAUGAGUGGAAUGGGCAACCCCAUGCAGUCCCAGUCUAGUCAGAUGGCCAACUAUGGCCAGAACUCUUACGGACAGUCCAUGUCUCAGGAUGGGGGUGGUCAGGGCCAGAGUCAACCAGAUGGCAACAAGUAAAUGUGCAGGCACAGGAUUCAGUGAGGACAGGGAUUCACCACGAAUGUUGUGUGUUGUGGAAUUCACCACAAAUAUUGUGUGUUGUGAUAACAGACGUCUUAUGUAGGACAACACGUCAGUUGGAUCUGUGACCUUCUGGGAUAUACUUACCUUAUUCUGUGAUGUCAGUUUCAUUCAGCCUAGUGGUUAGAUGGGAGGCAGAGGAAAAGGCGUAGCACUAGGUUGAUAAUGCUUCUGACAAGAUUUCAGGAAUUCACUAUAUCCUGUGUUGAUCGUUGGGGUGAACAGAAAUAAGGUUCUUCAUGUUGAGAUACUUACCAUGAGCUAGGGCCGGUUACGAUGUUUGGAUAUGUGACAUGCAGAAACCACUGGAGGAAUUCCAAGUUACAUGCCCUGGGUGAAGGUCAGUGGACCUGGAGGAAGGUCAGUGGUCCUGGGUGAAGGUCAGUGGACCUGGAUGAAGUUCAGUGGACCUGGAGGAAGUUCAGUGGACCUGGAGGAAGGUCAGUGGUCCUGGGUGAAGGUCAGUGGACCUGGAGGAAGGUCAGUGGUCCUGGCAUGGUAUCAUGUAAGACCAGUGCUGUCUAGACAUCAGCCACUUGAUGAUGAUGGAUAGGGUUGUGUCUGGAGAAUAUCAGAAAUGUUAGUGAUAGCAUCUCAUGGCAAAGGAUGUGGACCAGCUGCCAUGGAUACAUGAUGGUAACCGCUGCUAUUACUAUGGUUACAGCAGGUAAUGUCACCCCUUCAAAGUUGUCAUGCUACCAUGGUAACCGUCACAUAAUUGAUACCUCUUCCACACAACAGAUCACAGGGUCCUGGAGGAACAGUAUCAACAGACUAGUGUUGUAGGGUGAAUCAGGCUGAACUGUACAACUGUCUGACAAAGCACACUGGCUAGGAAUAUGCACUGUUGGCAGUUCCUGUGACCAAGGAAGACAAAGACUCAGAAAGUCGCACAAGAGUUGCCAUGGUUACAGCAGACCAAGUGAUCUCAUGAACGGACAAAAGAAACAUUGAGUGAUUUCGCACACUGUUACAAAGGGUAUCAUAUAGUCAUUGGCUAAGGGAGACACAAGGCUUGUUGUAAUGUGAAAUGUGCUUGUAAGUUGAUGCUGGCCAUUACAUGGUCAUAUGAACUGUUAUUUCAAAAUAUAUGUACGCCUCAUAGCAUCAGCUGGCAGACUGGGUGUAAUUUUGCAUACACAUGCCGAAGUUUUGAAGAAUUCAUUAAAUAUCAAUAUCAAAUGUCAUCACAUAACAAAUUACUUUCUGCAAAGAGUCCAAAAAUAUUUGCAACUAGAUCCUACAGGAUAUAAUAUGCCUGUAUCAAAUUUAGAAUUUUUUUUGAGUUAUAUUUUAAGGAUUGUUUGUUAUUGUAAAUCAGAGAAAUAGUAUGGACUAGAGUUAGCUAUUACCCCAAGCACACGAAAUAUCGACUGGCAGGAAUGUCCUUGUAGAUUUUAUUGUAGGUAUCCCCAAUGGAGUGUUGGUUGUCUGUCAUGGAGGCAAGGAACAUGUGUUCUCCAAGACGGUGCUUCGUUGCAAUUGUUACCAUGGUUACUGUGUGUAGAUACCAUUCUAUUUCACCUGCAUGUACCAUGUAUUUAUUCACACUGUUUCAGUUUCACAAUCGAUUAGUGUCAUUUUGUAGUGGCAUUUUAGACAUAUCAUUUGUGGAUUUCUAUUUAAUGUAUUUACUGACAGGAUAGGUGUUCAUAGCUGCCUGUCACUUCUUAAUCAUGUUUAUAUGGUCACGAUUUUAGUCAUUUGUUGAAAUGUUUUCAUUGUUGCACAGACUGAUGUAAAUUCCCAAAUCUUAGCCUAUUGUCAAUCCUUUCAGUUUACCGUCUAAACUGUUCUGUUCUGUUCCUCACAGGAAGGGGUCAUGGUCCAGUGUGCAUCAUACUAUUCAUUAAGGGCUAACAAAUUGGGGAAUAGAUGAUCAGAAUUACUGCUGGCUCAGAACAACUGAGUGAUCAUACUGUUGACUACUGGUUUGAAGGCCCAGCUUUGACUGACCAUGAUACAGCUGCUGUUUUGCUGAAUAUGGCAUGUAACACCAUUCUUUCUCAUUCUCUCGACCGCCCUGUUACUUUCCUUCAGUGCAGUGAAGGUCAAGGUCAUGGUCACAAUACCUUUCGUUUUUUGGGAGAUUACUUCCAUCAGUGGCAAAUAGUUUAAAUUCAAAAGAAACUUCUGGUCUUUUUGGGAGUAUUAUUUCAGUAAAAUACUACAUCUACUUAUCGCUGUGUGGUUUGUUGAUUAUAGUUGUGGAUGUUUAGCGAAAGACACAUCAUGUUUGUUUCUGUCUUGGCAUUAUGAUUUAUUUGCCGUUAUGUAUGUCAUCUGUCAGUUAAAUUCUCAUAGUAUCAGUGUUUCUUGGAACUAGAUCCUUGUUUCAGGAUGAGUGCUUAUCCAAGAUACUGACAGAUAUUGUGCUAACAUUUAAUGUUUUUGUCAACAGUAUAUAAAUAUGUUAGGUUUUCUCGUAAGUAUCGACCAGGUAUCUUGUCACCUUGACCCGUGUUGUGUCACCUUGACCUGGUAACUUGUCACCUUGACCUGGUAUCUUGUCAUAUUGACCUGGUAUCUUGUCACCUUGACCUGUAUCUUGUCACCUUGAUGUGUAUCUUGUCACCUUGAUGUGUAUCUUGUCACCUUGACCUAUAUCGUGUCACCUUGACCUGUUUCAUGUCACCUUGACCUGUAUCGUGUCACCUUGACCUGUAUCGUGUCACCUUGACCUGUAUCAUGUCACCUUGACCUGGACUCUUGUGUACUGUCAGUGACUGAGAUUGUAUUGGAACAUCUCCUUCCGACCAGUCACUUGAUAUGUUCUUAUGCUCAGGGAUU